This is a messenger RNA of Canariomyces notabilis, 825 nucleotides long. RefSeq lists its product as uncharacterized. The record is from RefSeq and is a predicted model, not a curated record. Gene Ontology annotation, molecular function: oxidoreductase activity; demethylase activity. The transcript has 2 exons. Gene Ontology annotation, biological process: demethylation. Lineage: Eukaryota; Fungi; Ascomycota; Sordariomycetes; Sordariales; Chaetomiaceae. The coding region runs from base 1 to 825 and encodes 274 amino acids.
AUGGCGGCUCAGCCACAACCACCAACACCAUCGGUUGACCCCACCGAUCCCAAGAUCCUAAGGUGGGACGACAUCGGUUUGACCUUGAUCCUCGAUUUCAUUAGCGAAUCCGAAGAAGCGACCAUGAUCGCCGCAUUCCAUGCCGCAGAGUCAAACCACUCAGACCCCCCACUGAACACCAGGAAACGCAUCAGUCAGCACUUUGGCCACCACUUUGACUACACCACGUUUGGCGCCUCGGAAACACACUUUACCCCAGUGCCGCCCUACAUCAAAGCCAUAUUACCGCGCCUCCCCAUUCAGAGCUACCUCCCGGACCAGUUCACCGUCCAAUACUACCCGCCAGGCACAGGCAUCCCCCCGCAUGUUGACACACAUUCCAUGUUUGGCGAGGCACUAUACAGCCUCUCCUUUGGCAGUGCGGUGCCCAUGGUCUUCCGGAUGUCGGGCCCCAACGACGCGCGGAAGAUGCGCUUGCCCAAGAGGUCGGUAGCCGCAGGGAGCGGCACUCCCGACGGAAAGCAGACGACCGAUGACAAUCACGAGGAGCACAUGCAUCCCUCGUGGGAACUGAUCCUCCCGCCCCGCUCCCUGCUUCUCAUGACGGGAGCUUCUCGGUACGGCUACACGCAUGGCAUCAGGCCCCGCAAGACCGAUGUCAUCGACGGCCAGACCGUACGGCGGCAAGGGAGGUAUUCUAUCACUAUGCGCACCGUCAGACGUGGGAGCGAGAUUGGCUGUCAGUGUGAGUUCCCGGGGGUCUGUGAUGCCAGGAUAAGGGAGGAGAUGGCGUUGGCACAUGGUCCUCCAGCCCAGCGCCCGUAG